GCGGUCGGGCGGGUGUCGGCUUGGGGCUGGGCGCGGCCCGCGGCUCGAGUCGGGUCUCCACGCGCCCCAUUCGGAACCAAGCUCCGGCCCGCGGCGCCAUGGGGAACUGCCACACCGUGGGGCCCAACGAGGCGCUGGUGGUCUCAGGGGGCUGUUGUGGUUCCGACUAUAAACAAUAUGUGUUUGGCGGCUGGGCCUGGGCCUGGUGGUGCAUCUCCGACACACAGAGGAUUUCCCUAGAGAUUAUGACGUUGCAGCCCCGUUGCGAGGACGUAGAGACGGCCGAGGGGGUAGCUUUAACUGUGACGGGUGUCGCCCAGGUGAAGAUCAUGACGGAGAUGGAGCUCCUAGCUGUGGCCUGCGAGCAGUUCCUGGGCAAGAAUGUACAGGACAUCAAGAACGUCGUUCUGCAGACACUGGAGGGCCACCUGCGCUCCAUCCUUGGGACUCUGACCGUGGAGCAGAUUUAUCAGGACCGGGACCAGUUUGCCAAGCUGGUACGGGAGGUAGCGGCCCCCGAUGUUGGCCGCAUGGGCAUCGAGAUCCUCAGCUUCACCAUCAAGGACGUGUACGACAAAGUGGACUAUCUGAGCUCCUUGGGCAAGACCCAGACUGCUGUGGUGCAAAGAGAUGCCGACAUUGGGGUGGCUGAGGCUGAGCGGGACGCAGGCAUUCGGGAAGCCGAGUGCAAGAAGGAAAUGCUGGACGUAAAGUUCAUGGCAGACACCAAGAUUGCUGACUCUAAGCGGGCCUUCGAGCUACAGAAGUCAGCCUUCAGCGAGGAGGUCAACAUCAAGACAGCCGAAGCCCAGCUGGCCUAUGAGCUCCAGGGGGCCCGAGAGCAGCAGAAGAUCCGUCAGGAAGAGAUAGAGAUCGAGGUGGUGCAGCGCAAGAAGCAGAUUGCUGUGGAGGCACAGGAGAUCCUGCGAACAGACAAGGAACUCAUCGCCACUGUGCGCCGCCCCGCUGAGGCUGAGGCCCACCGCAUCCAGCAGAUUGCAGAGGGAGAAAAGGUGAAGCAGGUCCUCUUGGCACAAGCAGAAGCUGAGAAGAUACGCAAAAUCGGGGAGGCGGAGGCAGCAGUCAUCGAGGCCAUGGGCAAGGCUGAGGCCGAGCGGAUGAAGCUCAAGGCUGAGGCCUACCAGAAAUAUGGAGAAUCUGCCAAGAUGGCCUUGGUGCUGGAGGCACUGCCCCAGAUUGCAGCCAAAGUGGCUGCCCCCCUCACCAAAGUCGAUGAGAUCGUGGUUCUCAGCGGAGACAACAGCAAGGUGACAUCUGAAGUGAACCGGCUGCUGGCCGAGCUGCCUGCCUCCGUGCAUGCCCUCACUGGCGUUGACUUGUCCAAGAUCCCCCUGAUCCAGAAGGCCACCGGUGCUCAGGUGUGAGACGUCCAUGGGAAGCCCCCUUCAGCAGUCUCUGUGCCACGGGGACAACCGGAGCGCUGCUGACUCUGGUGCCUUAUUUUGUAGGGACCAGAAGUGCAUGUUGAGGCCAUCUCUGGCUGUCUCCCCUUCUCUUCUCCGCCCACACCCUCUCUGUCACUGCCAUGUUCAUCUUGUUCAUCUUUUCCACCCUCAACUCCUUGGGUUUUAUUCCCCUCUUCCUGUGUUUGUCUCUUUCCUUCCACCCUGUACACUCAUCAUGUAGUCGAAGCUGAAGAAUUUUCUUCUAAUCACUGUCCGUCUCGGGGGAUGGCACUGCCGCUCCUAACAAUCCUGGUGCCUUGAAGUUCUCUGUGCAUCUGCUCAUUCUCCCCAUCGUACUGGCCAGCACCCACCUUGGGUCCAGGGGUUCUGGGAAAGUCAGCACCCUCCUCUCUCCUGGCCCGGUCUCCCUGGCCCUAAAUUCAGCCCCUAGAACCCAACUACCCUAGUCUUAUCCCUACGGGGAAAGUGGCUAUAGCUGCAGGCCAAGAAAGGGGAAUCCCCCUUCCCUUCAGCUGUACUGCCCAGACCUGCUCACACCCCCUACCUCUUCCUGUCCAUUCUCUGUGGCACGGAGGCAAGGCUUCCUAAUUUCUGUACCCCCACCCCCUGGUUUACUACUGCCUUACGAGGGCCCUGCAUGUGCUCAGGGAAGUCCCCUUCAUGGACAUGUCCCUGCGGGGGGAGGGGCUCAGUCCUAAUUCUGCGCAGCCUUUCUAGAAUGGGGGGUACCCCUGUGGGGGACUAGAAAGUGUUUAGACCCUCCUGCUAGGACUGCAUCUUCCCAAGUGUCUGUCCCUUCUGGUGAGCAAGGCUGUCCUGACACAGUGCUGUUGACUGGCCAGUCACUGGACUCCAGCCAGUCCUCUCUCUCCUUGUUCUAGUGGAGUCAGAGAGCCCAGGACUCAAGCAUGGUGGCAGGGAGUUAUGGGGUAGCCAUUGAGCCCAGCCCCUCAUCCCUGGCCUUGCCCCAGCCUAUGUAGCUGUUCUGCAUGUGGAUGCUGCAUGUCUGGUCUGGGGCUUGGAUGCUGCACUGCCCCACUGCCUGACCCUUAUGGUAAAAUAAAUAUGUUAUGCCCUCA
This is a messenger RNA of Suncus etruscus (white-toothed pygmy shrew), 2506 nucleotides long. RefSeq names its product flotillin 2 (gene FLOT2). Gene Ontology annotation, biological process: protein localization to plasma membrane; regulation of myoblast differentiation. Gene Ontology annotation, cellular component: plasma membrane. The transcript has 11 exons. Bases 99 to 1385 code for a protein of 428 amino acids. NCBI's taxonomy places the organism in Eukaryota, Metazoa, Chordata, Mammalia, Eulipotyphla, Soricidae. The record is from RefSeq and is a predicted model, not a curated record.